Messenger RNA from Heterobilharzia americana, 1230 nucleotides. The record is from the annotation of a GenBank genome assembly. Lineage: Eukaryota; Metazoa; Platyhelminthes; Trematoda; Strigeidida; Schistosomatidae.
AUGGCUGUUGUACAAUAUUUAAGAGGUUUAGAUCUAUCUGGAAUCAAUUUUGAAAAGCAGAAAGAUCUUUUAGACAAACAAAGAUUAGCUCGACGUACUCAUACAGAUACUACAGAUAAUGAUCUGUCCUCAUCUCUUUCUUCAAUAUGGCCUUCCACUGAAAUUCUUCAAGAUAUGUGUCGUUUACAAUGGUUAAAGUUAAAGAAUGUUGGUUUAAAGGAGAAAUUUCUUCCAAAAGAAAUAACUCGACUUGAACAACUGGAGAGUUUAUCUUUAGCUCGAAAUGAAUUGACUUCAUUGUGUUCUAUCAAAGGUUGGCCAAGUGUUUUGCCAAGUUUACGAAUGAUAACAUGUCGUAAAAAUGAACUGGCAAGUAGAGAUGCCAUUCCCUCAGAUUUGUUUGAAUGUAAUAACCUUCAGGUUGUUGAUUUCAGUUGUAACCAAUUGACACAAUUACCUAAAGGGAUUGAAAAAGCAAAAGGCUUACUUGUAUUGAAUUUAAGCCAUAAUCAAAUAUCAUUAGUAUCACCGGAUUUAUUUGUUCAAUGUACAGAGUUAAUGUUUUUAGAUUUAGGUAAUAAUCGAUUGGAAAGCUUACCAGCUCAAUUACGUCGUUGUUGUUCAUUACAACAGCUUAUCCUUUGUAAUAAUCCAUUACGUCAUGCUCAACUUAGAUCUGUGACAGCACUUAAACAACUUGAGGUGUUGAAUUUAUCAGCCACUGAACGAAGACUUGAUAACAUACCGAAUGAAUUAGAUAAAUUAGAACAUUUAAUUGAACUGGACUUAUCAUGUAAUCUAAUAACAAGGAUCCCUGAACCAGUUUUAAUGCUUCGAAACCUACGUAAACUACAUUUAGCGUAUAAUGACUUAUCUGACUUAUCUAAUUUGACCGGGGAUUGGCCUAAAUUAGAAUAUCUUAAUCUCAGUUACAAUCAGUUAACUCAUCUACCGACUGGAUUAAUACGUCUGUCUUGCCUGCGUAAAUUAUAUGUGAACAAUAAUCAUUUGACAUUUGGUGGUAUACCAUCAGGAAUUGGUAAACUGCAAGAUUUGGAAAUAUUCGAUGCAUCACACAAUGAAUUGGAGACAAUACCUGAAAGUCUUUGCAGAUGUGGUCGUUUAAAACGUUUAAUACUUAAUUCCAACCGUCUUCUUACACUCCCUGAUGCAAUACAUUAUUUAAAAGAAUCCUUAGAUAUUUUGAAGUUGAUAAUAAUCCUCGAUUGA